UUGACAUCACUAUCACUCGUAUUUUUCCCCGGAAUACCUUUUUAAGGUUAAAAUAACAUGUUCUGAAAUAAACACCAGAAAUAACCAAAAGUGAAAAAGUAAAUCUAAGUGAGAGGGAAGGGAGGGAGAAGAUGAUCGGAAGUGGGAAUAAGAUGAAACAGUACUCUAAUGUCCUCGACAAACCCCUUUCCAAGUCUCGACAAGAGGUGAGUUUGAGUGCAUUUGCAUAUUUGUUUUCAGAGAUUGUUCAAUACAAUCAAACCCAAGUUGAUAACAUUGGUGAGCUUGAAAGAAGAUUGGAGGAUGCUGGCUAUGCUGUUGGUGCACGUGUUCUUGAGCUACUUUGCCACAGGGAGAAGGGUAAUAGAAGAGAGACACGAUUGUUGGGCAUCCUGUCUUUCAUACACAGUACAGUAUGGAAGGUUUUAUUUGGAAAGGUAGCUGACUCUCUAGAGAAAGGCACUGAACACGAAGAUGAAUAUAUGAUCAGUGAGAAGGAGCUCUUAGUCAAUAGAUUUAUAUCUGUACCGAAGGACAUGGGAACCUUCAAUUGUGGUGCUUUUGUUGCUGGGAUAGUAAGGGGAGUUUUAGAUAAUGCAGGCUUCCCAGCUGUAGUUACUGCUCAUUUUGUUCCUGUGGACGGUCAACAACGACCUCGUACUACCAUUUUGAUCAAAUUUGCGGAAGAGGUCCUACGAAGAGAGGCAAGAUUAGGAUGAUUAUGAGUGUACGACUGUACGUUGUUUCAGUUUGAUAUUCAAGUAUGCUCGCUGAUUGAAAAGUUGAAGUUCAAACAAGAAAGUAGAGAUGGGUUAAGCAUGAAACUUUAUGUGGCCUCUAUUCAUGACAAAAUAACUCUGUUAUUUUUGCUGGAUUUAAUGUGCUUUCUUUAAAAUCUUGUGAGGCCAUUUGUGUGAAGGCUAAGUUGUAUGGGAUUAUGAGAAACAAUAAGCUAAGCAACAUAGUGAAACGAUAGGUUAAGCAAGAUAGUGUGGGAGUUCAAAACAGCAACAAUGAGAAUUUGUAGUUGUCCAUGUGUUCUAUAAUUGUUUACUCGAAUAGAAACAAACCUUCGAAGUGAGAUUUUUA
Messenger RNA from Erigeron canadensis, 1089 nucleotides. Its product is annotated as trafficking protein particle complex subunit 5. Gene Ontology annotation, cellular component: TRAPPI protein complex; TRAPPII protein complex; TRAPPIII protein complex. NCBI's taxonomy places the organism in Eukaryota, Viridiplantae, Streptophyta, Magnoliopsida, Asterales, Asteraceae. The coding region runs from base 132 to 719 and encodes 195 amino acids. The transcript has 8 exons. Gene Ontology annotation, biological process: endoplasmic reticulum to Golgi vesicle-mediated transport. The record is from RefSeq and is a predicted model, not a curated record.